AUGAGAAAGAAAGUCUUCUGUUCAUGGUCUUUUAUUGCUGUUCAUCCUCUACUCAGCAAUGGCUUUACGGCACAAGCACAACAGAGUGGCGCUGAUGCCGACCCCUAUGCUCCCGUUUACACAAAUUGUCCAUUGAACUUGAGAGUCCGCGAUCCCUCAGACGGUCUUUCCAAGGAAGAGAGCGCCUGGAGACAACAACGAGGAAAGCAGAUGAUCCCUAAUUUGGAAGAUUACCUGAAGCUGGCCAACAUUUCCGACUUUGACGUGUCAAGUUUCAUCAAGAAGCUCAAGCCAACUAAUGUUCCUGUUGUCGGUCUUUCGGUCUCUGGCGGUGGCACCCAAUCUGGUCUUGGAGGUCUGGGUAUUUGGCAGGCGUACGAUGCUCGAUCUGACGCUGCUGUCGCGGCUCGCACUGGAGGCUUAACCCAGCUUCUAUCUUACAUCACGGGCCUGAGUGGAGGCGGCGCCGUGACCGUUUUGUUGCUUGCCGCAAACAAUUUUAGCACAACUGAUGCUCUACGAAAAGCCACCAAUUUCUCAGUGGCCUAUGCCUCUGGGCCGGAUGGAGACCAAGAGGCUUUUCUCAAAGACAUCUUCGAAAACACUGGAGCCAAGGCCGAAGCUGGUUUGCCCGUCUCUGUCGGCGACACCUUUGGACAGUUCUGGGGCACUUGGCUCCCAGAAGAUCAACUCUUUAGCAACUACUCUGACAUUGCCGCCAACGGCACUGCUUUCAACCUCGGAGAUGCACCCAUGCCGAUCCUAGCCCUUGCAGAAGUCAUCCCCGGCAAGUCCCCAGAAAUCGGCAAACUCAUGUAUCCCGGCUUCAACAAGACAAACGGCUUCAACCUCACGGCUUACGAAGUCACACCAUUCGAGUUUGGAAGCUGGCUAGGAGGCAGAGUCCAAGCUUUCAUUGCCACAAAGUGGCUUGGAACAGCCAUGUCCAAGGGCAAAGCACAAAACUCGAGUGAGUGCGUUCAGGGAUUUGAUAAGCUCACUCUUAUGCAAGGGACGACGGCCAAUGCGUUUACGGCCUGGUUUAUUGACGCAUUUUAUGACAUUCCGACUUUUGCAAAGCGAUACUUGCAAGAGAGGCAAAUGGUGAAUAAGGAUAUCAAUGAUAUUCCUGUUCCUGAGGAUCAGUAUGAUAAUCCUCUUGUUCAACUUGUGAAUGAGACGGCCAAGUACUUUGACCUCACAUUCAACGAAUCAUUGUGGUCUACAUUCCCUAAUCCAUUUGAGGAUUACAACAAUGACAUGAAGGGUGUCUCGGAGUUACUUCUCGUGGACGGCAGCCUCACGGGAGAGACCAACCCCCUUCGACCUCUGAUCAUCCCUGAUCGCAAGCUUGAUUUGAUUAUCGUGUACGAAGCUUCGUCGGAUUCCAUCAACGAUUGGGUCAACGGAACCAAUUUGAUUAACACUGGCCUUGCCGCAAAGGAGGGAAACAUCCCUUUCCCCAACAUCCCAGACGUCAACACCAUGGUCGGCCUGAAUCUCACCAAACAACCAACAUUCUUCGGCUGCAACGCCACAAAGGACACGCCCCUCCUUCUCUACCUCCCCAACGCUCCAUGGACGGGCUACACCAACUACUCGUACACUCUGGAUCAAUUCACAGAUCAGCAACUCGACAUUGCCUUUGACAAUGCGUUCCAGGUCGCCACUUACGGCAACGGCACGGUUGAUUCUGACUGGCCGGCUUGUCUUGCGUGUGCCGCCAUCAAAGGAGCUCUUCAGCGCACAAACACCAAGCUGCCAUCUCAGUGUCAGGAGUGUUUUGAUAGACAUUGCUGGAAUGGCACGACGAGUUCCAAGGAGGUCACAGCUGCUGAUUUUGACCUGAGGCCGCGCUUGAAUACUAGUUUGACGUAUGAGGAGUGGAACGAGACGGAUUGGUCUGCAGGAUCAUCCAACAUCUCGAAUGGGGCCAAGGCUCUUGGUGUCGUUUUGAGUGUGUAG
Molecule: messenger RNA, 1965 nt
Organism: Fusarium vanettenii 77-13-4
Lineage: Eukaryota; Fungi; Ascomycota; Sordariomycetes; Hypocreales; Nectriaceae
Exons: 8
Coding region: 1-1965 (654 amino acids)
Biological process (GO): glycerophospholipid catabolic process
Cellular component (GO): cytosol
Molecular function (GO): A2-type glycerophospholipase activity
Source: RefSeq, a predicted model, not a curated record